Messenger RNA from Actinia tenebrosa (Australian red waratah sea anemone), 1613 nucleotides. RefSeq lists its product as uncharacterized. The record is from RefSeq and is a predicted model, not a curated record. Lineage: Eukaryota; Metazoa; Cnidaria; Anthozoa; Actiniaria; Actiniidae.
UAAUGGCGGUUGUGUGCGUUGUUGUGUUUGAUUUAUUUUCCUAGUUUGAACCACAUAAACUGGUAAAUCAAUGAACUGAAAACGUUAUUUAGACUUUACCUUUUCUCGGAGAAGCUGGCAACUCAAUUGAACCUCGAAAUGAAUUCUAUUUUCAAAGACAGUUGUUGACAUUGGAACGAAAAUGUCGCUUGACAACAAACUAAAAUGGAAGCAGUCCUUUCAAAAGUCAAAAUCUUUGUCUCAAAGCUCCAUAAACGCAUCAAGAAAAGCGAGUUUACUUGAAGAUGAAACAUCAGAUCAGGAAUUGCAGGAUUACUUGGAGAGUUUGAAGAGGAAGUCUGGGAUCAGCGGACUUUGGACUGGUGAAAAGUUUGAUAAGGUUGUACGUGAUGAUGAAGAUAAGACUCCAGACAUAUCAAUAUCUAGCUCAGAUAAUGAAGGAGAGGAAAUUCAAAGCUUUCAUUCGGAUAUAAAGCAAGAUGAUUAUUCUGAUGAUGACUUUAAACCCAACAUCGUCAUGCUUCCUGAAUCAUUAUCUGAUCCCAAGGAUGAUCUGUCAGAUGUCAGUUCUGGAGAGCUGUUUCAUGGUGUUCAGUUAGCUAAUUUUGACUUGAGUGAUGGUGAAACCAAAGAAGAACCAAAAUCAACCUCAUUGAACAAUGAAGAUUUAUCCAAAAGUGCCUCAAUAAGUGAGCCCAAAGACAUCAAUGCUAUCAUGAAUAACUUACAUUUAGCUUCUGAAAUUGAAACUGAGGACGAGGUUGCUGAAGAAAUUGUGGAUGACGUUGAUAUAGAUGAGACUAUUCCUCAAACAGUUGACAAAGACUCUACCUACUAUAGUUCUUUUCAAUCUAGUCCAGAGCCUAAUCGCACUGACAGAGAGAGUACUACCCCUUCUGGUAGAAGGUCAAGAAAUAGACCUAGGAGUCGAGCAAAGAGUGCUACUAGUGUUGAACAAUCAUAUACCAUGGAUUUUUCCACUGCUGAUGAACCAUCAACGAUAAGUGAGAAAACAGAGUCUCUUACGCAGAGCUCAAGAAGGUCAAGGUCAAGUCAUAGGUCAAGGUCAAGUCGUAGUUCAAGGUCAAGUCAUACCUCAAGGUCAAGUCACAGAACUAAGUCAUAUAGAAGCCACAGUUCUAUAUCAGAUCACAGUUCAGUAAGCUAUGAUAAACCAAAAUCAUCUCAUGACUCCAAGCAAAGGACAAUUAAGGUCAUAAGAGAUAAAAAUAGUCAUGUAUGUGAUAUUGGUGUCCAAACUGGCUUUGAUAUGGAUCAAGGAUUACGUUUACCAUCAGGUCUAGGUGUUGGCAUGGCAACUAGUGGGCAGAGUAUAGGGAUGCAGUAUGUGGACCCAUCUCCCAUAGCAACCCAUGCAGUAUCGGCUGAAGCUCUAGAAGCUGUAACCGCCUAUAAUCCAGCAGUUGUGGCUUUAACUGACAUGCUAAAACAACAGAUAAGGCUGGUUCAACAGUUUGUAGAUGCUAAUAACCGCAUGUAUCAAGCCUACACAACUAGCCUCAACACACAAUACCGUUAUACCACAUUGGAAGAUACCUUGGAGUUCAUAGAGAAAAACAAACCAAGAAGUUUGACAUUGAAAGAAGCUUUAA